Messenger RNA from Purpureocillium lilacinum, 1500 nucleotides. Its product is annotated as nuclear envelope morphology protein 1. NCBI's taxonomy places the organism in Eukaryota, Fungi, Ascomycota, Sordariomycetes, Hypocreales, Ophiocordycipitaceae. The record is from RefSeq and is a predicted model, not a curated record. Gene Ontology annotation, molecular function: phosphoprotein phosphatase activity.
AUGAACUCUCUCAACAUAAUCACCGCACGCGUUUCGCCCCCGUCGAGCCCCGUACAGUCUCGCUCCAACAGCAUCGCCUCCAUCGAGCUCGAGUCUGACGAAAAGGGCUCUGGGCUGGCCGAGGACACGCCAGAUGGACGCCGCGACUUGGGUCUCUACUCGGGCAACGGUGGCGCCUACAGCGAGUCGGCGCGCUACGCUGACGAAAAGAGCGAGUCGCCCGGCGAGAACACCCCGCUGCUUCACGAAAAGGAAGGCAAUCGCCGCGGCAGCUGGUGGCACUCCCUGCCCCGGAGUUUCGCCUCGAGCAUCGUCAGCUCCAUCCGCUGGAUCUUUGCCACGCUGACGUCGCCCGGCGUCUACCUCAUAGCGUGCUUCUACGACGAGCAGGGCAUCUUUGCGCCCAUGACGCAGCUCAAGAGGCUGUUUGGCGUUCGCAAGGGCGGCAUGGACCCUUAUGAGGCACCCGAAGCCCACGGAGGCCGGCGCUCCUCGGCCUCCAACUCGCCUUCCAAUGGUCGGACGUACCGCACCCUCGCGCCACGUCCCACGUCGUCAUCUGGCUCCUCCACGUCCGGCGCAUCCUCCGAGUCCGAGUUGGACGACUCCAAAGGCGGCGCGAAGAGCAAGCAUGCUAGGUCCAAGUCGCUCAACCCCGCCGAGGAGCUCAACACGGCUCGGCGAUCGAUCAGGAUCAAGCUGCACAACGACGAGGCCCUGAAGCAGCGCAAGCAUCGCCGAACGCAAUCGGCCGUCGCCCGGACAAAGGCGAGCGAGGAGGACCUCUCGGCGCAGCUCAAGUCGCCGACAUCACCCAUCGCCGCCCUCACCAAGUACCCGAAGACGCCCGCGCCGCCGCGACCGCUGAUACCUCGGCGGCAGCCGUCGUACCUGAAUAUCGAGACGCCGAUCAAGCAGCAGAAGACGCUGAUCCUGGACCUUGACGAGACGCUUAUACACAGCAUGUCCAAGGGCGGGCGCAUGAGCACCGGACACAUGGUCGAGGUGCGACUCAACACGGCCUCUCUGGGCAUGGGGGGCGCGAGCACCGGCGCGGCGCAGCACCCGAUCCUGUACUGGGUCAACAAGCGGCCGUACUGCGACGAGUUCCUGCGACGAGUGUGCAAGUGGUUCAAUCUGGUCAUCUUCACGGCGUCGGUGCAGGAGUACGCGGACCCGGUGAUCGACUGGCUCGAGUCGGAGCGCAAGUUCUUCUCGGCGCGGUACUACCGGCAGCACUGCACGUACCGACAGGGAGCUUACAUCAAGGACCUGAGCUCGGUGGAACCCGACCUGAGCAAGGUGAUGAUUCUGGACAAUAGCCCGCUGAGCUACCUGUUCCACGAGGAUAACGCGAUACCGAUCCAGGGCUGGAUCAACGACCCGACGGACAACGACCUGAUGCACCUGGUGCCGCUUCUCGAAGGCCUGCAGUACGUGCACGACGUGCGGGCGCUGCUGGCGCUCCGCGGCGGCGAGGAGGGACAGCACACGGCGUAG